Messenger RNA from Acipenser ruthenus (sterlet), 4942 nucleotides. Its product is annotated as sphingosine-1-phosphate transporter SPNS2-like. Gene Ontology annotation, biological process: sphingosine-1-phosphate receptor signaling pathway; lipid transport; transmembrane transport. Bases 255 to 1766 code for a protein of 503 amino acids. NCBI's taxonomy places the organism in Eukaryota, Metazoa, Chordata, Actinopteri, Acipenseriformes, Acipenseridae. Gene Ontology annotation, cellular component: membrane. The transcript has 13 exons. The record is from RefSeq and is a predicted model, not a curated record. Gene Ontology annotation, molecular function: sphingolipid intramembrane carrier activity; transmembrane transporter activity.
GUCACACCCCUCCCUAGCCCAUAUACACUGUAGCCAGCUCUGAGAAAACCUUCAAGGAAGCAGAUCUAUAAUCGCACUACAUCUACACCGCUGAUCAAACAUGUGUAGUCGCUCUUCCAAAUCUUAACAACCAAAUACAACACCUCUCUGUCUAUAUAUAUAUCUAAGGUUUGAAGAAGUGUCUUGCCGGGUGGCUGUCUUGUGGGGAUUUGGUUUUGUUUGCUGAUAUUGUUACCGCGGAUUUGAUUUCUAAAAUGUGCGUGGACAGUGAUGGAUGUGAAAUCGAAGGCUGCAGCAGUUCGGACGAGGUGCAGACGCUGUCUGGAAGCAUGAGUCCCGGCUUGAAAUCGAACUCCGAUCCUCACCCGUGCAGGACCGGGCACAAGUUCAGGGCUGCCUUGCUGAGGUGCCGGUCGCCGGUCGCCGCUGCCGGGAUACUCAGCUUCGGGAAUGUGCUCAAUUACAUGGACAGAUACACAGUAGCAGGUGUGCUGCUUGACAUCAAGCAACAUUUCGGAGUCAGUGACAGCGGUGCCGGCUUGUUGCAGACAGUCUUCAUCUGCAGCUUCAUGGUGGCUGCCCCCAUCUUUGGUUACCUUGGCGACCGGUUCAACAGGAAGGUCAUACUGGGCUGUGGGAUCUUCUUCUGGUCGGCCGUCACUCUCUCCAGCUCAUUCAUCACGAAAGAGUACUACUGGCUGUUCGUUCUCUCCAGGGGGCUGGUGGGUAUUGGGGAAUCCAGCUACUCAUCCAUCUCGCCCACCAUCAUCGGAGACCUCUUCACCAACAACACCAGAACCAUGAUGCUCUCUGUCUUCUACUUCGCCAUCCCUCUGGGCAGUGGGCUGGGUUACAUCCUCGGCUCGAGUGCUAAGCAUGCAGCUGGGGACUGGCACUGGGCAUUGAGGGUGUCUCCAGUGCUGGGGAUGACGGCUGGGACCCUCAUCUUCUUCUUCGUCCCGGAGCCCAAGCGGGGCAGCGCUGACCAGAUCGGGGGGAGGCUGAAGGCCAGGACGCCCUGGAUCUGUGACAUGAGAGCACUGGCUAAAAACCGCAGCUAUGUGUUCUCCUCCCUGGCGUCAGCAGCGGUGUCCUUCGCUACGGGAGCCUUCGGCAUGUGGAUCCCUCUGUACCUGUUCAGAGCUCAGGUGGUGCAGAAGAGUGUGGUGGCCUGUGACCAGGAGCCCUGCAGCAUCAAGGACAGUCUGAUCUUCGGAGUGAUCACCUGUGUGACGGGGUUCCUGGGGGUGAUCAUUGGGGCGGCCGCCACGCGUCUCUGCCGGCUCAAGACGGAGCGUGCCGAUCCCCUGGUGUGUGCCGUCAGCAUGCUGGGCUCCGCCAUCUUCAUCUGCCUCAUCUUCGUCGCUGCAAAGAAGAGCAUCGUGGGUGCUUACAUUUGUAUAUUUAUUGGUGAAACGCUGCUCUUCUUAAACUGGGCCAUAACGGCGGAUAUUUUAAUGUAUGUCGUGAUCCCAACUCGCCGUGCAACUGCCGUGGCUCUGCAGAGUUUCACCUCUCACGCCCUGGGAGAUGCGGGCAGCCCCUACCUGAUCGGACUGAUCUCGGACGCCAUUCAACAGAGCUACACAGAGUCGAUCCUGUGGCAGUUCCUGAGCCUGGGGUACGCUCUCAUGCUCUGCCCCUUCGUCAUCGUCUUGGGAGGGAUGUUCUUCCUGGCUACAGCCCUCUUCUUCCUAGACGACCGGGACAAGGCGGAAAAACAGUUGAACCAGCUGACAUUGUCACCAUCGUCUGUGAAGGUCUGAAAAGGCCUCAAAGUGGGGAGAUCAGCUGGGACCGUUCCAGAUUCCUAAAUCCUCCAAAAAAACACAAACUCUGCAGCUUUGAAAAGAAAAAAAAAGAUGGGACGCAGCACUUCAAGUCAAGGAGCAUCACACUUAUCCAAAGAUUCCUCCUGAUUACUGCGCACGCCUUCCAUCUGUUAAAUAGAAUUAAAAAACUAUCAAAAAUGAAUAAGGAAGGAGGUGUGGUGGCCUUGUGCCAUCCUACACACUGUGAUGAGUGACUUUAUCAAAGCAGCUGAACAAGAACGCACAGAGAGACCAAGAUCAAAGACCAGUAAGGACCCUCAGCAAAACGGACACCAGGGAACCAACAAUGAUAGACUUAAUCGGGUCCUGACUAUACAGCUGAGGUAGAGGAUAGCGAACUCUGGGAUUUGAGUGGUUCAUGUGACUGCAAGGUCUCCAAAGAACCCUGCAAGGUGUCUUUGCUAUGCACAGCUGUUGUGGUCGGCUCCGAUAAGCCACAGUAACAAUCCUGGCACCAUCACACUGCAGCCGUUGGGUAUUGAUUCAUAGUGUUGCCGCUGUGGUACCAUUCUACCCAUGGCUCAUACCACUGCAGCUAUCAUUAUGUUUGCAUUGCCUAUUAAUCAUUUGAAAAGUAAUGGCGUGGUAAACACCAGAGGAACCAAUCAAAACCACGGAUCCACCAGCUGCUCCUGCCCACAGCUGUGUCUCGGUUCGUGAGUUCCUGGUCCUGAUUGGUCAGAAACCGAGGGGAGGGGCGGGGUUUAAAUGAGUCUGUACGCUCCACCUUGAGCCAGCUGGCCUGUUAUAAGCACUAGUUAUUUUUGUUCUCUUUAGAUUAAUAAGCUAACACAUGUAUAUUACUGAGUCCAGUGCCCCCCCCCGACCUCCCGCCCCAUUGCUUUCUUUUCUGUACAAAAAAAAACUAAAAAAAACGCACCUUAAGUUUCCAACGAAAGCAUUACCUGAACUGAGCAUUCGUUCAGUCCAAGAGUUUACAUCACUGCGUUUAUGUUUCAAGCUUCUUUUGUGAUUGUUUAAUGGAUGCUUUUACAGAUAUGAGUUUAUAUAUUAUGCAGCCAUUUUUUUAAAAUAUUGUAUAUUAUAAUCUAUAGUUGUAUAGAAAUGUAUUUAUAUAUAUAUAUAUAUCUUUAUUGUAAUGAUUAAGAACCCUGGUAAGAGAUGGUGGAUUGAUUCGGAGACUCUUUCAUUUGGGCGUGCAAUCGUUUACAAUGAGACGUGAGAGAUCCCAAACAGUUUGGAAUAACAGCUGUGCCAGAUGAAACAAACCGAGGCCGAUGCAAAAGCACGUUUUGAAUAUUUUUUAGGGUGUAGUCCAUUUUCUUUCAGCAAAGGACCCAACCUCAUCCCUUUCAAAGUUUUGUUCCAAAUCCGCUUGGUUCAGAAAUGAAACAUUUGUGAAGGACCUAUAUAAACGAGCCCAUUAGACCAAUUUUUCUCUCAAUUGGCUGAGAAGGAAAGCAGCACUGGCUGAGGCAAAAAAUAUCUGUACCGCGGAGUCAUGGCAUUGUCUGUAUAUGUAUGCUAUGUAAUGGGAUUAUAAUGGUGCUGUGAUUGAAUUACUAUUAUUGUUAUUAUUUAUUUGUUAAUUCCUUUUAAUCUCCAGUGCAGUAGCUAAUGCUUUCAAACUAGAAGUCAGUGCCUGUGAGGGGUAAUUUGAUCACAUAAAAAAACCAAUUACCACAACAUGAACAGGCUCUUAUUCUCUCAAUGAAGACGCCUGUCUCUGAUGUGAAAGAUACAUUCAUCUUCACCAUAAUAGUCUUUAACAAACUUCUAUUUGCAAAAGCAGCUUCCUCAAUGAACUGCUUCAGUUUCAAAAAUAUUUCCAUUGGGGUGACUUCAGUGCCUUUCUUCUCAGCCAGGCACUGAAGAAGUCCAGGAGGAGGAUUUUUAGUUUUUCUUUUCUUCUGCAAGCAGGGAGUUUGGCUUGCUCUGAAAUCUAUUGAUCUUCCCUGCAGGAAAUGCAGAGUGCUUGCCAGAUACCGUGUGCUCAGAGUUAGGCAGCAUUUCUCUAUGGGUUACUAGGACAACUGGACCUGCUUGGGGAGUAGACUAGGCUCUUGGUGAUGUCUGGGGGCUUGAUGGAUUUCUUCCAUCCCGUUUCAAUUGAAAGCUGCUGCUCACGUUCCUGGUGGCAUUCUGCAUUUCUCAUGUAGGAGAUCAGAAUCAAAAUGGGCAUCUCUGUUCGUUGGAUUUCUGUAAAACAAAACAAGCACCAUUGCAUCUGCUAUGUAUUUUUUUUGACAGGGUUUGACAGUUAAAUCACUACAGCAUUGUUUUCACUAGAAGCAUGGCACCAGCUGUCUCAUUUCCAGCUGUAAUAGGCUGAUCUACCAACAGAUAGCACUUGUUAGAAGAUACACAGCUCUGAAGCUGCAACAUACAGUAAUUACAACCUGGCCUUUUAAUUGGGAAUGCUUGACAUACAGUAAUAGAGAUCUAUCUCAGUAGCAUCUUCCGUCAGCCACACCAUGUGCCUGUCUCCCGGCUGUUGAUUUGACUUGUUAUUGGAGAUAGACUGUUUAUAAUAAAGACCUGUCAUUCAAGAACAUUUCAGAUCAUUUGCAAUUAGCAAUUAGCAAAACUUUUUAAUCAGUGCCAUCUCAAAAGUAGAAAUCCUAAACUUCGUGCUGUAUCAGCUGAGAUCAAAACUGGAGUACAGCAGGUACCUACAAAAAUAUUACAUUAUGAAAAUAAUUAAGUGUUGCUUCACCCUAGCUUGCACAAAAAACGAAAUGUGUAUUGCAACGUAGCGUUGAGAUCUGGAUCAGCAUUAAAAGUGUUGCAGAAUGACCCGUUCUGUAGGUCGUAGAGAUUCUGCUUCAUGCCUGCCUGUUUCUCAAAGCCUGAAACCACCCUCUAGAUAUUUAGCUUUUCAUAACUCUCUUUUUUUUGUUUCAAGAAAGGUUAUCCAACAUCAUCCAAAAUCAUUAUCCAAAAUCGUGGGAGCAAAGGAUGCUUACCGGAGUGGGCUUUUUCUUGUCAUACAAGAAUUCUGUAAAAUAAUUUUUCUGAUGUCACGCAGAAAAUAGAGACUAUUUUAUUUUUUAGAGCGAAUGGAAUUCAAAGUUAUCUAGGAAAUAAUUGUGAACAGAAAGAAAUGUACACCUAUAUGUAAAUUAUUAAGUAAACCUUAUUUAAUCAAA